Pimephales promelas (fathead minnow) is the source of this 829-nucleotide messenger RNA. The record is from RefSeq and is a predicted model, not a curated record. NCBI's taxonomy places the organism in Eukaryota, Metazoa, Chordata, Actinopteri, Cypriniformes, Leuciscidae.
ACGGUGGUGUUCGGGGCGUAUCUGAUCGCUCAUGGCUUCUUCAGUGUGUAUAACAUGGGUGUGGACACACUCUUCCUGUGUUUCUUGGAGGAUCUGGAGCGCAACGACGGCAGUGCAGAGAAACCCUACUUCAUGUCCAAGAACCUGAUGAAGAUCCUCAAUAAGAAGAACAAACAGCCCAAGACAUGAUGAUGAUGAUGAAGGUCUUCCUCCUCUCAUGCACCGUCACUUUCAAGAUCCCAAGACACUUUUAAACAUCAUUAUUCCCCAUUUACACUUUAUUUUUAGAGAUGUUAUCGAGCCUCGACGUCUCAUGAGUUCAUUUAACUGAUUUUACUGAAGAAGUGCCUGUGAAUUUGUGUGAUUUUAUUUUGUGCUUGACACACUUUGUUCAAGAAACCAAACUGAGGAUGUUUGCAUGUGAAUGAUGUCAGUGAGCCAAAGGCUUUUAUUGGGUUUAGUUAUUUUUAGUACGAUAUGCACAGUGAAACUAUAUUGCGUGUAUAAUUGCCUGUUUAUAUGCAGAUUAAUAACUAACAAAAAGUUCUUCCAAAAUUAAAUUACUGUAUGGUUUUUAAAGCCACGUUUAUUUUUAUUUUGUAAAAGAAAAUAGUCUAAUAUAAGAAACUCCAUAAGCAUGAAGGAAAGAAAGCCUUAGUUUUGAAUGUUUUAUAGUUACAGUAGUUCAUGCUCGUUUCACACUGUUUUUAUAUGGUUUUUAUUUUGGUUGUGUUUGAUUUAGUGUAAACUGGAAAUAAACAGUUUAUUUAAACUCUCGUAAGUAUUUAUUUAAACACAUAGAUUAAUCUAAUAAAAAUGUUGCACAUUA